This is a messenger RNA of Trypanosoma rangeli, 456 nucleotides long. RefSeq lists its product as uncharacterized. The record is from RefSeq and is a predicted model, not a curated record. The transcript has a single exon. Bases 1 to 456 code for a protein of 151 amino acids. NCBI's taxonomy places the organism in Eukaryota, Euglenozoa, Kinetoplastea, Trypanosomatida, Trypanosomatidae.
AUGUUUCGUCCAACUUGGCUUUGUUUCCCAAAGGUGGGAUGUGAGGAGAUCACUCGCAAGGCAAGGCGGGUGCAGCUUCGGCCCAUGGAAUACUUGGCACAGCACCGCAUGCAGGUGUGGCAAAUACGAUUUAAAGAAAUGGGGCCUCCCUUUUCAAGGGUUUGGGUUGCGCUCGGAGGCAAAAUGCGGCGGCGGCGUAUUGGGCGUCAGGUGGAUGUAAAAGACUUGCGCUAUUACUGGCGGCCCAUUGAGCCGCAGUACCAGCGCUUGUACAUGUCCCGGCUGCGUCUCCACGAUCAUUCAAAUACGCGGAGGCAGCCGAUGCGUCUGCGGGCGACUAACUACGAAAUUGGACGCUCCACUAGUUGUAUUGAAUGGGAGAGGGCUUCGAACAGGAAGUACGGUGCUCGCCUGGCUCCACCAAAGAGGCUUGACUUUGAGUUUCGCGUUAUUUGA